GAAAGGAAGGAUAAAAAAGAAGAAUCAGGAAAGAGAAAGAAAAGGGGAAAGGAAAGGAAAAGAAAAAAAGAAAGGAAGGAGAAUAAGAUAAAGGAAGAGGGAGAAAGAUGGCUGGAUUUUUUUUUAGUUUCUCUAGCAAGAAACAACACCAACAAGGGGAAAAGAAGGAUUUUGGUUUAGGAUACUAGAAAUUAAAAAGAGAAAAGGGAGAAAAAAAGGUGAAUAGUAGCAGAACAGAGGUUGAGCAGGGGCAAUAGUUUUGUCUUCCGUCCAGUUUUGCAGGUGAUGUAAGAUAGAUGUUGAGUAUCAACUUAAUAGUUUUAGAUGUUCCGACUGGCUAGACUCCAUGGUCCUGUAAAGCAAGGGAAGAAUGAUUUUUCAAUAGGGAUAAGGGUGUUACAAAAAUCUAGCUUCAAACGCAUUUUUCUGUUCAGUACUUUUCAUUGCUCAGCUUUGCCAGCAACCUCUAACUAGAUACAUAUAUGGCGGAUUCCCAAGCUUUGCCCGAAACCCAAUUAGCGUCUGAGAUCAAUGAUCAGCCCGAACGGAAAGACAUAAUCACUUUCAUGGAUGCUAAAUGGUACAAUUCUGCAGCAGAAGGCCAAAUCAACCUGUUCAAACAUUACACAGGCCCUCUAGAUCUUUUGCGUACCCCGAACAAAAAUACAGUCCUACAUGUUUAUAUCACAGCUGUACAAAAUGAAACGGAAGAAUCCAUUGAAUUUGUGAAACUAGUUAUCAGCAAAUGUCCAUCACUCCUAGCUGAACCAAAUAUCAGAGGCGAAACUCCGCUGCACAUUGCAGCAAGGUUCGGGCACAACAAUAUAGUCGAAUUUCUUAUUCAUAGCAUCAAGAAGGCUCAAUACGAAGACCUUGAGAGAGGCGCAGAGGUAUCAACAAGUGAUAAGAUGCUGAAGAAGACAAGCACAGAUGAAGACUCAGCCUUACAUGAGGCUGUGAGAAAUAAUCAUCCUCAAGUGGUGGAAAUAUUGAUUAGAGAAAAUCCUGAAUUUGCGAACAUAACUAAUGCCGCCGGAGAAAGCCCGCUUUACCUUGCAGCGGUGAGAGAGAGCAAUAGCACUGCUUCUAAGAUAUUGGAGAUAUGUCUCUCACCGGCAUACACCGGGCCCAAAGCUAGAACAGCUUUGCACGAAGCCGUGAUUAGUGGAGAUGCCGAUUUGACAAGAAAAAUACUCGAUAAAAACAGCAGUCUGACCAGAGACCAAGACAAAGAAGGAUGGACUCCGCUGCAUUAUGCUUCCUACUUCAAUCUUCUUCCAAUUGUGGAAAUGUUGCUGGAAGAUGAUAAUAAAUCUGCUGCCUAUAUUGGCGACAAUUAUGGAAAGACACCUCUUCAUCUUGCGAUUCUCAAUGGCAAUAGCCAUUUAAAGGUGGUGGAAAAAAUUAUGUCAGUCUGCCCAGAUUGUUGCGACCUGACUGACAAUAGAGGCCGGAAUGUUCUCCAUUUUGCUGUGGAAAGCGGCAGUUUUAAAGGAAUGCGACUUAUUACUGAAAAACCUUCCCUGGCCAACCUAAUCAAUCAGAAAGAUGAAAAAGGGAACACUCCAGUCCAUCUAGUGGCUGCUUUUGGCUUUGAAGAUUGUUGUCUUACAGAACACCACCUAGUAGAUAAAAAGGCCGUCAAUAAUAAGAAUUUAACCGCUCUGGACGUGGUGCUAGAAACGAAGCAUAAAAGCAAAUUGCCAUUACCGGGAUUGACAGCAAGAUUCUUAAAGAACGCUGGAUAUAAACGAGGUCGGCCUGUAAUCCAGCUGAAAUCACCUGAUAGCAAGUCAAUAGUUGACAAUGAGUUAAUCCGUGUAUUCAAGGAAACAAGUAAAUCCCAUCAGAUAGUAGCCACUCUCAUAGCAACAGUAACUUUUGCGGCAGGUUUCACCGUACCUGGCGGUUACGGUAAUAACGAUGGCCCUGACGAAGGAACAGCAAUUUUAACUAGAAGAUCAGCCUUCAAAACUUUCCUUGUAACCGAUACCCUUGCGUUGGCCCUCUCCAUUUCUGUUGUGCUUAUCCACUUCUUAUUGGCAUUGCAACCAACCAACAGAAAGAUCUUUUUCCUAUUCACUUGGGCAUUUAUUUUCACUGUUGUUGCUAUGGAAUUAAUGAUGGUGGCGUUCAUGACAGGUGUGUAUGCAGUGAUGCCACAUUCCUCAUCAGGUCUUGCGGCUACCAUUUGUGCCAUCGGAAGUUGUUUUGCCUUAUUGUAUAUCUACCUACUCAAGUUUUGUUUGUUUGAUUAAGGAUUAUGUGAAAUUCUUGCUUAAACUAGGUAUAUUUAAGGUAGAAAUAUGUAAGACUUAUGUCUUGUGUUUAUAAUGAAUCGAAUUUAGGUGAGAAAAAUUCAAGAAUUAUAUAGAUUAAUAGAUAUUAGUAUUUGGACAA
This is a messenger RNA of Hevea brasiliensis (rubber tree), 2400 nucleotides long. RefSeq names its product ankyrin repeat-containing protein At5g02620-like. The transcript has 4 exons. Gene Ontology annotation, cellular component: plasma membrane. Gene Ontology annotation, molecular function: protein phosphatase 1 binding; protein phosphatase regulator activity. NCBI's taxonomy places the organism in Eukaryota, Viridiplantae, Streptophyta, Magnoliopsida, Malpighiales, Euphorbiaceae. The record is from RefSeq and is a predicted model, not a curated record. Bases 483 to 2258 code for a protein of 591 amino acids.